Messenger RNA from Cladocopium goreaui, 1290 nucleotides. The record is from the annotation of a GenBank genome assembly. NCBI's taxonomy places the organism in Eukaryota, Dinophyceae, Suessiales, Symbiodiniaceae.
GGGCCCUGCCUGCAAGGUUUCUGUGAAUCUCACGUUGAGCACUGUGCGUCGCCAUGCCGCAAGCUAACGUGGUUGGGAGUUGGGAACCAGUAAGUCCUGUCGCUUCUUGGGACUUUGACGACAAGCAGGGCUUUCACUUCCCUGGUCGCGAGCUUCGGGAAAGCGUGUACAGUCGCUUGAUCCCUCAACAAUGGUCUUGGCGUAUCGUGUGUGUCGCGUCCAUCCUUCUCGUGGUGUUGGUCUUAUCAGGAAAACUGUGGGAGUCAUCUGGAACAGUGGCUCUGACCGAUCGGGAAGUCAUGGCAAUGUGGCGGCACACCACAAAGUUUAACCCCAGCCAGAUUCCAAAUGCGAGCUACGAGACUACUCCGUGGGUGAUCCAUCGCUUCGCUCGGGGAAAUUCACCGCAGAUCUGUAUCCAGUGCGUCGUGAUUUCUGGAGACAUUAUCCACACCAGGAAGAGAUUAGAUGCGCAUCGAUUGCAACUGGAGUAUGCUCAACGUCACGGCUACGAUCUCUACACCUAUGUCGGGGAUGAGGAGAACAUCAAGCAGGGGACCACAAGGUACGUUGACUGGUACAAGUUGCUAUCGACCCAGGAAUUGAUCGAGAGUGGGACCACAGGUUGCGACUACAUCUUUUGGAUCGACCAGGAUUCAGUGAUCAUGAAUAUGUCCUUCCCCUUGGAGAGUCUGAUCCAUUGGAAUGGCAUGCACGACACCGACGCGGUCGUCACCGCAGAUACCUUGGGUGUGAACACGAUUCAAGGGCUCUGGAAGGUGUCCCGUUUCACGCGUGACUUGAUGGUGGACAUGUGGAGUAUGUGGCAACCAGGUGGCAUCAAAAACAACCCUCCACUGCACGCGACUGGAGCUUUAGCGUCCAUUCUUGGCGGAUGCCAGCCACAUGACACCGUGCAACAGAAGAAGGCUUGCUACUUUGUGAUGGAUCUUGGUUGGCGAGAUCAAGUCUUUGCAAAGCAAGUCUAUUAUGCUGGGGACAACGCAGGGAUCGGUACAGUCGUCGUCAACAAGAGCUUGUUGCCACACAUUAAGUGGGUCCCCAGACAUGUCAUCAAUUCCUAUCCCGACGGAGUCUGGGGUGGCAGGUUUAAGUUUGGCGAUCCAGACUUCAUUGUACAUUGUUUCUCACAAAAAGGAGAACUAGUGAUGAGACCAUACCUUGAUGCUGCACUUCAUAGCGCUGGCUUGGAAACGCACACGAAUGUGACGAAUAUUUCUCAAGCAGCGGUGAUCUAGAACAAGACAACAACACAGACAAUGCAAAAUG